UUAGUGGAUUUGAAUAAAUUAUAAUAUAUAAACAAUUAACAAAGGUCGAUUCUAUGAUUUGAAUCAUCAAUAUUGUUACUCGUUGUUAGUAUUUUUUUACACUUUAUUUUCUGAAGAGGAACAAAUAAAGUUCAAAAUACUUUAAAGUUAAUAUAUAACGAGUAUUAAAUAUUCAUAAAUUCGUGAACAGUGUGAUAUUUUAAAAUUAAUUUCUUGAAUGACAACUUUUACGGUGAAUAUAAGAGAUAAAGGGGUCAAUGUGAUACGAUACGAAGAAAAUGGAUUUUAGCUCUUUAAAUCCAAUUACAUCAAAUUCCUUAAACCUUGCCGCACGAAAUAACGAUGUCCAAGGUGUAAAAAGGUUACUCAAAAAGAUUAAUCCAAAUUGUAUCGAUAACAGGGGAUGGACCUGCCUUCACGAAGCUGCUGCUAAUGAUAGUUAUGAAAGCUUGUUGCUCAUUUUAAAACAUCCAGACACUAGACCAUUAGUUGAAACUCAUGAAGGGCAUACAGCUUUAUAUCUUGCCUGUCGUCAUAUUUGUUCUCUGAAAACAAUUAAGACUUUGCUGGAUUAUGUACCAGAUAUUGCAAACUAUGGGAGUACUGAGGGUGUAACCCCGUUGCAUGUUAGUUGUGGACAAGGAAGAGUUGAGGUAAUACAGAUUUUAAUUGAUUAUGGAGCUAUGCUUGAUGUACAAGACUUUGAUGGUGACACUCCUUUACAUGAUGCAGCUUUAGGCUUGCAAUAUGAAGCUGCAGAAACGCUAUUGUAUGUUGGUGCAGAUCCAGAAAUAAGAAAUGAAGCAAAUUAUACACCAUUUCACUUGGCUUCUUAUAAGGGCUGCUUGAAAACAGUGCAUUGUCUAUACCCAUUUGUUACUGAGAUUGACCAAUUAACUGUCAAUGGUGAUAGUGCAUUGAUUCUUGCUGCACAAGGAUGCAAUGAUGACAUUGUAAAAUUUCUGCUGAAGAAUGGAGCUGAUCCUCAUAUAAAAAAUCAGUAUGGAGAUUUAGCCUUAACAGUUUCUUUAAAUAUGGGUUAUAGUACAAUCUUUAAAACAUUGCUAUCGGUCAUGGAUGUUAAUAAAAUAGAUCAGAACAUAAUUUUAUAUGCAUGUAAGCCUCAUUAUUUUAAAUUUGAAAUAUUGGAGAGUCUUCUUAUGCAUAACUUGGGUCCUGAAUUCUUUGACUUUAUAGAGCAAUUCCAUGUCACUUUAGAAAAGAUUGGAGAUUUAAGGCCCACAUACUUGACAAAUGCUCCAAUUAACUCCUAUUUGAAUAUCUGUGAAUAUAUAUAUAGUACCUCACCUGAGAAAUUUAGGGAGUUUUUCCUUUUAUUUCUUAUGAGAGGUUUAGCAGUUGAUGCAUUGGAUGUGAAUGAAUGUCCACCGCUGGUUUACAUUCACUAUUGUAUGCAUUCUGUGUGUUUUGAAGAGGUUUUUAGGAUACUCCGAGAACAUGGCUGCAAUGUGGAUUAUUGUAGUGCCAAUUCAUGUAUAAAUACAGAGAAAUGUGUGCCUGAUGCAUUUUUGGCAUCACUUACCUCAGAUCCAGCAACCAUACCAAUUAUGUUGCCAUACAGUAUUUACAGUGAACCAGGCUUUUUGCUCAAAUUUGCCUGUGAUAAUGGUAUCCUAGGAAGGAUACCACAAAGUGUUCAAGACCAAAUCUUAUCAAUGAUAGGUAUAUUUAAGGAAGGGACCACUGCAGAAAUCCUACCAUUCACACCAUUACCCUUGAAGCAUUUAUGCCGAGUAAAUAUUAGAUCACUUUUAAGAAAGAGAGCAGCACGGUUUACUACACAAGAGUUUUUAAAUGUUUUAGAUAUGAUGAGACUACCUCAUAUGAUUAAAAACUAUUUACGGUACAUGUAAUUGUACAUAGGAAGCCUUAAUAGAUGCUAUUGCCACAUGUUAGUUCUAUUUCAUAUUAAAUGUAAAAUUGCACAAAUAGUGGCCUUACUCAUUGUUUUAACUUACCUUUAAUUAUGUUACUAUUUGUUUACUCUUAAAAGUUAACCUAAUACAGAACAGAUAAAAUUGCAGCAGAGUGAAAAUUUACUUACAUUAUUUUAAACACAAAAGUUACUCAUAAUAUAGAAAUUGUAUGGAAGGUUUAUUUACAAAAUCUGUUUGUGAAGUACUGUUAAUACUUGAUUUAUCCCAAGAUUUCCUCAAGAAAAGUUGACGUCCAAUAUUUCUGAUGUUUGAAAUGUUGUUAGGUUCAUUAUAGCUUACUUAAGCUGCUUAUCCAACUGUAGCACAGCAUAGUAUUAUAAUUUGGAAAAAUAUAUGUAUUUUUCCUCACUUCGCCCAAUUAAAAAAAAAAUUGUGAGUUUUGAAGUAUGAAAAAAAAUCUGGAUGUUUCUAGUCAUGUCUGCAAGUUUUCAUAGCUUUCGAGUUCAUUAAUAAAAUAU
Molecule: messenger RNA, 2416 nt
Organism: Pieris rapae (cabbage white)
Lineage: Eukaryota; Metazoa; Arthropoda; Insecta; Lepidoptera; Pieridae
Product: ankyrin-1
Exons: 3
Coding region: 279-1874 (531 amino acids)
Biological process (GO): intracellular signal transduction
Molecular function (GO): protein binding
Source: RefSeq, a predicted model, not a curated record